CGCCCUCGCCUCACCUCGCCGGCUCCGAAUGCGGGGAGCUCGGACGUCCGGUUUCCUGUGAGGCUUCUACCUGACCCCGCGCCCCUCCCCGGCCCCGGCCAGCACCGCGACGCGAGGCGUCGGGAGCGCCCAGCCGCGGACCGCUGCCGCCGCCUCCGGCCGCCCUCGGGGGGUCGCCGGCGGCUCCGCGCGCAAGGAGCGCAGCGUCGCGGGGGCGCCACGCGCCCACCCCGCCCCCACCGCGGCCGGGCCGCCGCGCUCCGGGACCUUCCACCAUGCACUUGCUGGGCUUCUGGUCCCUGGCGUGUUCCCUGCUCGCCGCUGCGCUGCUGCGGGGUCCGCGCGACGCGCCCGCCGCCGCCGCCGCCUUCGAGUCGGGACUCGGCUUCUCCGACGCGGAGCCCGACGCGGACGAGGCCCAGGCAUAUGCCGGCAAAGAGCUGGAGGAGCGACUGCGGUCCGUGUCCAGUGUCGAUGAACUCAUGACCGUACUCUACCCAGAAUAUUGGAAAAUGUACAAGUGUCAGUUAAGGAAAGGCGGCUGGCAACAUAAUAAAGAACAGCCCACCGUCAAUGCAAGAACAGAAGACACUGUAAAAUUUGCUGCAGCACAUUAUAAUGCGGAGAUCUUGAAAAGUAUCGACAGCGAGUGGAGGAAGACUCAGUGCCUGCCGCGUGAGGUGUGUAUAGAUGUGGGGAAGGAGUUCGGAGCGGCAACAAACACCUUCUUUAAACCCCCGUGUGUGUCCGCCUACAGAUGUGGAGGCUGCUGCAACAGUGAGGGCCAGCAGUGCAUGAACACCAGCACCAGCUACCUCAGCAAGACGUUGUUUGAAAUUACAGUGCCUCUCUCUCAAGGCCCCAAACCAGUAACAAUCAGUUUUGCCAAUCACACUUCCUGCCGAUGCAUGUCUAAACUGGACGUUUACAGACAAGUUCAUUCAAUUAUUAGACGUUCCCUGCCAGCAACACCACCACAGUGCCAGGCUGCAAACAAGACUUGCCCCACAAACUACAUCUGGAAUGAUCACCUGUGCAGGUGCCUGGCUCAGCAAGAUUUUAUUUUUCCUUCUAAUUCUGGGGAAGACUCUACAGAUGGAUCCCAUGACAUCUGUGGACCCAACAAGGAGCUUGAUGAAGAGACGUGUCAGUGUGUCUGCAGAGGGGGGCUCCGGCCUUCCAGCUGUGGACCCCACAAAGAACUAGACAGAAACUCAUGCCAGUGUGUCUGUAAAAACAAACUUUUACCCAACUCAUGUGGGGCCAACAGAGAAUUUGAUGAAAACACGUGCCAGUGCGUAUGUAAAAGAACCUGUCCAAGAAGUCAGCCCCUAAACCCUGGAAAAUGUGCCUGUGAGUGUACAGAAAAUUCACAGAAAUGCUUCUUAAAAGGAAAGAAAUUUCAACAUCAAACAUGCAGUUGUUACAGAAGACCGUGUACGAAUCGACUGAAGCCUUGUGAACAAGGACUUACAUUUAGUGAGGAAGUGUGUCGCUGUGUCCCUUCGUACUGGAAAAGACCACACGUGAACUAAGGCUGCACUCUUUUCCAACUUGUCACCUGGCGAUCUUGGAAGACCGUGUUGCCACGCUCGAACUGUCGGUGAACAGAGGGACCUUUGUGGGACCCUGUGGACCAAGACAAGUCAGGGUUCGCUGGAGUGUGUGGACGACUUUACAGAAACGGACUGGAGCUCACCUGCAAAAGACCUCUUAUCAAUGACUGGUUUUCUACCAAGGACCAAACAGCUGAGGUUUUUCUCUUGUGAUUAAAAAAAAAAAAAUAAUAAUGACUAUAUAAUUUAUUUCCACUAAAAAGAUUGUUUCUGCAUUCAUUUUUAUAGCAAUAACAAUUGGUAAAGCUCACUGUGAUCAAUAUUUUUAUAUCAUGCCAAAUAUGUUUAAAAUAAAAUGAAAGCUGUAUUAUAAA
Molecule: messenger RNA, 1930 nt
Organism: Leopardus geoffroyi (Geoffroy's cat)
Lineage: Eukaryota; Metazoa; Chordata; Mammalia; Carnivora; Felidae
Gene: VEGFC
Product: vascular endothelial growth factor C
Exons: 7
Coding region: 276-1535 (419 amino acids)
Biological process (GO): positive regulation of protein phosphorylation; vascular endothelial growth factor signaling pathway; vascular endothelial growth factor receptor signaling pathway
Cellular component (GO): membrane
Molecular function (GO): vascular endothelial growth factor receptor 3 binding; chemoattractant activity; growth factor activity
Source: RefSeq, a predicted model, not a curated record